Aspergillus alliaceus is the source of this 803-nucleotide messenger RNA. RefSeq names its product Yae1 family protein. The transcript has a single exon. The record is from RefSeq and is a predicted model, not a curated record. Bases 87 to 668 code for a protein of 193 amino acids. Lineage: Eukaryota; Fungi; Ascomycota; Eurotiomycetes; Eurotiales; Aspergillaceae.
UUUCCUCUACCCUUCCCCUCGUUCUUUGAUUCUUUUUAAGCCCUACGGUGCCCCUCGUUUUGUCCAUUACCUGGAGGUCCUGCAUUAUGGAGAGCAAUCUACUCGAAGGCCUGCUCGAUCUGGAGGAAGAAUUUUAUAAGGAAGGCUAUGACCUAGGAGCUGCCGAUGGUGCUCAAGCCGGUUACACCGAGGGCAGUGUGUUCGCUGUCGAGAAAGGAUUUGAAAAGUUCAUCGAGCUGGGAAGGCUCUACGGCAAAGCCCUGGUCUGGUCUCAACGACUGGCCGAGCCAGGCCUGUCCAAAACUAGAGAACUUCUCCUGGUAGAAUCUCAGUUAUUUAGUGAGAAGGAAGAUGCUCAUUUGAAGCCGCCUACCUGCAAGGAGAUGCCGAGCUUUCCACCUAGUUCCAGGCUAGCAAAGAAUAUCGACACGCUUCUUGAACUGGUUGACCCAGCAUCUCUACUUAUGCAGAAUACAGAAGAAGCCGUCACCGAUGUGGAUGAGCGUGUGAAGGGUGCUAUAAUCAAGGCGAAGCUGAUCCAGCGCGCACUGGGAGAACGGGAAGAUCCUUCGGACAUACACCCCGAUGCAAGAGACUCCCAAACACAAAACUCCGGGGAUGGAACUGGCAGUAUUGAAGAUAUCAGUUCCCUGAAGAUACACCAUUGAAUGUCUUUAUUCACAACAACAGGGCCUCUCUGCCCCUACCUAUCAGAGUAUCUCCGAUCGGCGGCUGAAGCUCGAUCGAACAAGACAGGACCUGAAACUUGAUCAGUCAUUUUUCUCGAAAUGUCUCUACUAUGG